AUGCAGCCCCUCCUCGCAAAGCUCCCAUUGGUUCUGCACAUAGUGGCCGAGACGGGUGCGGCCAACUCCUUCAUCCGGCACCCGCGCACACAGCUGCGGAUCCGGGGCGCCGACCACGCUGACGUCCAGCGCGAGGCCGACCUGGUGUGCGCCAACCUGGGUGGCGCGCUCGUGGCUACCAACCUCGUCGCCCUAGUCGUCCUCCUGCGCCCGGGCGACACCGCCGCCCUCGACGAGACGAGCCGCCUCCUCGUCCUCGCCCUGGCAUCGUACCACAUCUGGCCAAUGUACAGGGCCUUUGCCAGGUUGACGUCCCCCGGGGCCGCGCUCAAGUACCAGGACGUGCCCAUGGGCGGCCCCGCGGUGCACCUGAUCGUUCACUGGGUCUGCUUCGCGAGCUUGUUGUGUUCGGCGUUGUUUGGGGGGUGA
This is a messenger RNA of Pyricularia pennisetigena, 429 nucleotides long. RefSeq lists its product as uncharacterized. Bases 1 to 429 code for a protein of 142 amino acids. NCBI's taxonomy places the organism in Eukaryota, Fungi, Ascomycota, Sordariomycetes, Magnaporthales, Pyriculariaceae. The record is from RefSeq and is a predicted model, not a curated record. The transcript has a single exon.